AUGUUGUUCUAUCUGACUCAAGCGCUGUACCAGCGCUGGAACGGCUACACUGGAACCAGUUUGUAUGAGCCGUGGAGUCUGAGUAUGUUCAACACGCUGUUCACCUCGCUCGCUGUGAUCUUCCUGGGUAUCUUCACGAAGGACCUCUCAGCAUCGACACUGUUAGCCGUGCCGGAGCUCUACACCAAGGGUCAAAGGCACGGCGGCUUCAAUAUCCGGCUCUAUCUGGGCUGGUCGUUCAUGGGGACCUGCGAAGCAGUGAUAAUUUUCUUCACGAUGUGGGGUCUCUAUGGCCUGGCAAGAGUCAACCCCAGCGACAACGACAUCUUCUCCCUGGGCCUACUCACCUACUCUGCGUGCAUCAUCGUCAUCAACAUGAAACUCCAAGUCCUGGAAGUCCACAACAAAACCUACCUGUCGCUAGCCGUAGUAAUAAUCUCCGUCGGCGGCUGGUUCAUGUGGGAUCUAAUCCUCGACCGCGAAUACACCAUGUCCUCCGGCAAAGGAAUCUACUUCCUCCCCUCCAACUUCAUCCACCACUCCGGCCACAACCUCCUCUUCUGGACCGUUCUCCUCCUCUCUAUCUCAGCAGUCCUCCUCUUCGAAUUCACAGUCUCAACCCUCCGCGCCCUCUUCUUCCCGACAGAUGUCGACCUCUUCCAAGAAUACGAACAAGACCUCGACAUCCGCAAACGCUUCGAAGAAGCAGCAGCCUCAGAACUCCAGCAGGGCUGGGAUCACGGCACCAAGAGAUCAAGCUUCGAGAUCGCUCGGGAUAACGCCGAAAAGGCUGAGAUGGAUGCUCGAGAACGACAGGUCCGCGAACUGCUCGCCCGUCCGCGCGUCAUGGAUAGAAAGGAAGUCGAGCUCGAGACCGCCAGUGCGACGGUCAGUCAUAACAGCAGUGUGCCGAGUCGCAAUGUUGAGACGGACCGUGGCCGUCAAUCUGGACUCCUCUGUCCCGAGGACGCUAAUGGGCGUCGGCGCUCCGUUGAGAUCCAGGAGCUCUUUAGUAAGGGCUAUGGUGCUGUGCGCAAGGGCCAGCUCAAAUGA
Messenger RNA from Penicillium egyptiacum, 1053 nucleotides. NCBI's taxonomy places the organism in Eukaryota, Fungi, Ascomycota, Eurotiomycetes, Eurotiales, Aspergillaceae. The record is from the annotation of a GenBank genome assembly.